CAUACAAAUACAAAUCGCACCGUCUAAACCGAAAACCACAAUAAUCUUGUUUAUCAAAUUUUGCUUUGUGUCUAACACGGUGAUUGGAUCAAUACAAUGGCACGUACUAAACAAACUGCUCGCAAGUCCACCGGCGGCAAGGCUCCGAGGAAGCAGUUGGCGACCAAGGCUGCUCGGAAGUCUGCUCCGGCUACUGGUGGUGUGAAGAAGCCCCACCGCUUCAGGCCCGGUACGGUGGCUCUACGUGAGAUCCGGAAGUACCAGAAGAGCACCGAGCUUCUGAUCCGGAAGCUUCCUUUUCAGCGCCUGGUUCGUGAGAUCGCUCAGGACUUCAAGACGGAUCUCCGAUUCCAGAGCUCCGCCGUCUCCGCCCUUCAGGAAGCCGCUGAAGCUUAUUUGGUCGGACUCUUCGAGGACACUAACCUUUGCGCUAUCCACGCUAAGAGGGUUACGAUUAUGCCUAAGGAUAUUCAGCUUGCGAGGCGUAUCAGGGGUGAGCGUGCUUGAGCAUUCAGUUAGGUUUGUAUAGGAGAUUGGCUAAUGCUUAAUCGUUAUUGUGGAUCAGACUUCGAUGGAUUUAACUUCUAUGCAUUUACUGUAAGCAAGCUCAGAUGUAUUAGAUUUUUCAAUGAAAACAGUGAUCCUGUUAAAUAUUUGCCCCCUUA
Prosopis cineraria is the source of this 665-nucleotide messenger RNA. Its product is annotated as histone H3.2. The coding region runs from base 97 to 507 and encodes 136 amino acids. Lineage: Eukaryota; Viridiplantae; Streptophyta; Magnoliopsida; Fabales; Fabaceae. The record is from RefSeq and is a predicted model, not a curated record. Gene Ontology annotation, cellular component: nucleosome. Gene Ontology annotation, molecular function: DNA binding; protein heterodimerization activity; structural constituent of chromatin. The transcript has a single exon.